Messenger RNA from Menidia menidia (Atlantic silverside), 2397 nucleotides. NCBI's taxonomy places the organism in Eukaryota, Metazoa, Chordata, Actinopteri, Atheriniformes, Atherinopsidae. The record is from the annotation of a GenBank genome assembly.
AUGGGCUCUCUCUGGGGCAGCUUUAUGCUGCUGUAUGGGAUGACUUUCCUCUGGAUGGAGGGCAGCAAAGCUCAACAGACCAAAACCAAUGUCCCCCGGCUUAAACUCUCCUAUAAAGAGAUGUUGGAGUCAAACAAUCUUGUGACAUUUGAAGGCCUCACAAAUAGUUCAGCUUAUCACACACUCUUAUUGGAUGAGGAGAAAGGAAGACUGGUGGUGGGAGCCAAGGACCACAUCUUCUCUUUUAACCUCCUCAACAUCAGCGAAUAUGCUCAGAUACCUUGGCCUGCUUCUCCUACCAGAAAAGACGAAUGCAAGUGGGCAGGAAAAGAUCUCUCGAGAGAGUGUGCUAAUUUCGUAAAGGUGUUGCAGCCAUUCAACCAGACCCAUCUGUAUGUAUGUGGAACAGGAGCCUUCCAUCCUGUGUGUUCCUACCUGGAGGUGGGCAAGAAACAAGAGGACAGUGUGUUCAAACUUGAGCCCCAUGUAGAGAAUGGCAGAGGGAAGAGUCCCUACGAUCCAAAGUUGCUCACUGCAUGCAUGCUAAUUGAUGGGGAGCUGUAUGCUGGAACAUCAGCUGACUUCAUGGGCCGGGACUUUGCCAUUUUUCGCACGCUUGGAAAACAUCAUCCAAUCAGGACAGAGCAACAUGACUCCCGCUGGCUUAAUGAGCCCAGAUUUGUCAGCGUUCAUCUGAUUCCAGAAGGUGACAAUCCCGAAGAUGACAAAAUCUACUUGUUCUUCAGAGAGAAUGCUAUGGAUGGAGAACAUGCUGGAAAGGCCACAUAUGCCCGCAUCGGACAGCUCUGCAAAAAUGACCUGGGUGGCCACAGAAGCCUGGUCAAUAAAUGGACGACCUUCUUGAAAGCUCGACUAAUUUGUUCUGUCCCUGGCAAUAAUGGAAUAGACACACACUUUGAUGAACUACAGGAUGUUUUUCUUAUAAGCACAAAAGAUCCUAAGAGCCCAAUCAUCUAUGGAGUAUUUACCACAUCCAGCAACAUCUUUAAAGGUUCAGCUGUGUGUAUGUACAGCAUGACAGACAUCAGAAGAGUGUUUUUGGGUCCAUAUGCUCACAGAGACGGACCCAACUAUCAGUGGGUUCCCUUCCAGGGGCGUGUUCCCUAUCCACGGCCGGGCACAUGCCCUAGCAAGACGUUUGGUGGAUUUGACACAACCAAGGAACUUCCUGAUGAAGUAGUCACUUUUGCCAGAAGUCAUCCUGCCAUGUUCAACAAUGUAUACCCAAUUAACAAUCGACCAAUCGUGGUUAAAACAGAUGUGGAUUACCAGUUUACCCAGAUUGUGGUUGAUAAAGUCGAAGCGGAGGACGGCCAGUAUGACGUUAUGUUCAUAGGCACAGACAUGGGAACAAUUCUGAAGGUUGUGGCCAUCCCCAGAGGCUCCUGGCAUGACUUGGAGGAGGUCCUGUUAGAAGAAAUGACUGUCUUCAGAGAACCAGUUCCCAUUACGGCAAUGGAACUUUCAACAAAGCAGCAACAACUUUACCUUGGUUCAAACAUUGGCGUAUCGCAGAUGCCUCUACACCGGUGUGAGGUUUAUGGGAAGGCUUGUGCUGAGUGCUGCCUUGCGAGGGACCCUUACUGCGCAUGGGACGGCACACAGUGCUCCAGAUACUUUCCUAUGGCUAAACGGAGAACAAGAAGACAAGAUAUCAGGAAUGGAGAUCCACUCACUCAGUGUUCAGACCUGCAACACCAGGAUGAGCUAAGUGGACAAUCAACCCUGGUCAAUAAGACUGUCUAUGGUGUGGAGAACAGCAGCACUUUCCUUGAAUGCAGUCCAAAGUCCCAGAGAGCCAUGACAUACUGGCAAUAUCAAGAAUCCACGGAUGACCGAAAACAAGAGAUUAAAUCAGAGGAACGUUUUAUCUGCACAGACCAGGGCCUCCUCAUUCGGACUCUUAACAAGAAAGAUUCGGGCAUCUAUCUGUGCCAGACAGUGGAACACGGCUUUAUGCAGACGGUUUUAAAGGUAAACCUGGAAGUCAUUGACACAGAAAGACUGGAGGAUCUUGUACAUCGUGAUGAAGAUGGAGCAACCAGUGUCCAUGCCCAGGAUGUUACUUCACCAAGAGAAACUCCCAAUCAAAAACUUUGGUACAGGGACUUCCUGUCUUUGGUUAAUCACCCCACCUUGAAUAGUGUGGAUGACUUCUGUGAGCAGGUUUGGAAAAGGGAGAGAAAGCACAAGAAGCAGAAAGCUCACCUUGUGCAGCAAGCACAAGCACCCCAUCAGCAGCAGAAGGUUGUGGUUCCCCCUCAUAACCGUGUGCACGCACAAGGGCUGGCGUCCAAGUGGAAGCACCUGCAAGAAAGGCAGAAGGGACGCAACCGCAGAACCCACGAACUGGAGAGGGCUCCGCGCAGCGUCUGA